CAACAAUGGAAGACCUCUCGACUGCAUCCCCCAUCCUGGUGGCUUCGGCUACCGCAACAACGGGUACUGCUACCGUUAAGGCCUUGUCGGACAUGGGAGCGUCGGUGCGUGCAAUGGUCCGCAAGGUCGAUGAUCCGCGUGCCGUCGAGCUCGCUAAACUGCCCGGCGUGUCGCUGAUCGAAGCCGACUUUGACGAUCACGACAGCGUCAAGGCCAUGUUGAAAGGUAUCCAGCGUGCGUUACUCGUGACUGGUGCCUUUGCGUACGAGCAGUUCGAACGGGAGGCGUUCUUUAUUGAGGCUGCCCACGCCGAAGGCGUCGAAUGCGUGGUGCGGAUUUCCACGGGGAGCUUCCUGAUCAAACCCGGAACCAAAGGCGCCUACGGCCGCACUCACCAUGGACUCCAGGCAUUUUGUGACGUGGGUGGAUAUCCCGUCGUACAUCUUAAUCCCAAUUGGUUCUUUACCAACUGGAUGGGAUCUGCCGCCGAAGCCCGAACUACCGGGACCAUUACCCAGCCAGUCAAAGGCGACGGUCCUCCGAUGGCCAUGAUUGACCCCCGGGAUAUUGGCACCGCCGCAGCGACUAUUCUCACGCAAACAACGGAAGGUCUCCAGCCUUUUCUCACCAAGAAAUACAUUGAAAUCCACGGCCCAGCAAUGGUCAAUUUUGCCGACAAGGCCGCGGCUUUGAGCAAAGCUCUCGGUUACCCGAUUACGAUCAAUACGGUUCCCCGUGAAGGCUUUCUCCAGGCACUCAUGGGUAUGGGUCUCCCCCGUGUCUUUGCCAACAGUUUUUUGGAAACAAUCGAACAAGUGGAUGGUGUGGUGCCCCCUGGAUACGAAGGCUACGGACCGGACUUGGGUCGCGAUGCCUGGCCCGUCGAGUCCAGCCCCGAGCUCUUGGCCGUCUGGAAACCGCAGUACGAUGUCAACGCGUGGGCUGCUUCGGAUGCCGUGCAAGCCGCGUUCAAGCGCACCUAGGAGGAGCAGAAACGUAGAUAAAUUGACUUAAGGGCCAGUAUCCCC
This is a messenger RNA of Phaeodactylum tricornutum CCAP 1055/1, 1028 nucleotides long. RefSeq lists its product with no specific name. The record is from RefSeq and is a predicted model, not a curated record. The transcript has a single exon. Lineage: Eukaryota; Bacillariophyta; Bacillariophyceae; Surirellales; Neidiaceae. The coding region runs from base 6 to 983 and encodes 325 amino acids.